This is a messenger RNA of Aspergillus lentulus, 2058 nucleotides long. RefSeq names its product tetratricopeptide repeat protein. The record is from RefSeq and is a predicted model, not a curated record. NCBI's taxonomy places the organism in Eukaryota, Fungi, Ascomycota, Eurotiomycetes, Eurotiales, Aspergillaceae. Gene Ontology annotation, molecular function: protein binding.
AUGAAAACCACAGCCAAGACACAACGCGGAGCGGAUGGAAUCCGAACAGCUGUGUCCGAAGCCGAGUAUAUGACGUUGUUACGAAACUGCCAGAACAUUUUCAUUCAUAUUCAACACCUCUCUGGAGGCGCAAUGGUUCAUGACGCCUCUGGCCGUCAAAGAGUGCUUCAGAUGGAUGAGGUGGCUCAGCUCUUUCUCCAGCUGAAGAAUGAGCUCUCCGCCUCGACAGUCUAUUCCAAAGCUCUGAUAACGCGUAUGCGGGCCGAUGCAGCCCUCAAGCAGGGCAAUUCGAAAGCAGCGGUUGUGGAGUUUCAUGAUGCACUGCGGACUCUGGACAGUGAGCCAGCAUUGGACACCGAGAGAUUGUCUCGCGCGUCCAUUUUACAUUCGAUGGGUCAUGCAUACCGCAGUCUGGACAUGGCCGCAGAAUCGGAAGCCUGCUACUUGGAGGCACUGGGGCUCUACAAACGAUCCUUUGGGCGCGACCACCCGACCAACUUUGCAGUCCUGCACGAUCUAGGCGCACUUUGUGAGAAGGACGGAUACGCCACCGAAGCAGCUGCACUAUACGAGCGCUCAUUCGCAGGCAGGUUGAAGACUCUGGGACAGCACGCACCGGAAACAUUGAGUAGCAUGCAAGACCUCGCGUCUCUCAAGGUCUCCUUGGGUGAUCUAGAAUCCGCGCUCCUCUUAUUGGAGAGGGCGGUUCCUGCUCUGGACACGGUGUUUGGACUCCAGAACGAAACGACCCUCAGCGCGAUGAACAAGCUAUCUCUUCUGUAUCAGAAGCUCGGCCUAGUCAAAGAAUCUCGUAUGAUAUGUGGCAAAACCAUCCCACAUUGCAAGACGAUCUUCGGCGUUGCGAGUGCUAUCACGAGAGAUGCUGUUGUCCGGUACAUCCAAGGCUCUGACAAUUUUGACUUUCCCCCAGAAAUCCUGGACGUACUCGAGCAAUACCGCAACUCUAGCGACCCCGAGGCCCUUCGGGUUAUCCAUCGAUUAGGCCGAUCGUACAUGGAUGCAGGACUGAACCGAGACGCCGCUGAUCUCUUCGAGACCUUGUUCGAGGACCUCCUAGUCGUAAGAGGACCAGAGGCUCCUGAGACGUUUGAUGCGCUCAGUGCGCUCUGCGUGUCACGCGAGCACCUCGACUCCGUGGAUAAAGCCAUCCUCGCCUAUCACCAGCUCGUUCAAAUGGCAAGUGCCACUCCCGACGAGCACCAUUCGCGGAAACGGAUCAGCUAUGCACAGAAGAGAAUUGUUGAACUCAACCGCCGGCGAGAAGUUCUGGCUACAGAGAGAAAAGAAUGGGGAUUGCACGAGCCCGGGAAAUGUGAGAACUGCGGAACAUCCACCAAGAUCCUCUGCAACUCAUGCAAAAUCUUCCGCUUUUGCAGCGAACCAUGCCACAAAGCCAGCCUGCAAUCACACCUCCCCUACUGCAUCCCCUCCGUGUCCCUCCGCGAGUCCAAAUCCCUCGCCGUCAAACCACGCUGCCCACCCUGGGUACGGGACCAGGCUCUCUCAAAAAUCCGCCCCCUCGACAAGAACAGGACCGUAGACGUACUCGCCAGCUACACCUUCUACUUCGACCCGCGCAACUUCACCACCUUCCGGAUGAAGCUCAGCUCCCUCACAAACACCCUCAUCAUCUUCUCUCUAGACUCAGACAUCCAGUUCGCAACCAUCGACAGCAGCUCGUCACCGUCACCGUCAUCGUCCGGACCCGUGAACACAAGCUCUUCACCCCCAACAACCCCCAGCACCACCGCCCGAGAAAUCCAAUGGCUAACCCCCCAACGCCAAGAAGCCAUCUGCUACGUCCCCCCAGAGUCCCCCAAUACACCCGCAAAGUACGUCCUCGUCAGCCCAGGCAAGGAAAUGUUCAAAUCAGCCAUCCAGAAGCGAAUCAGCGUGCGGGCCUCGAACGGCGAAAAGGAACAUUUUCGGUCUCUCUCGUUGCCGGAUAGUGAGCUGAUCGAGUAUGCUCAGGGUUUGCUUCUGUCGGGAUACCUGGAGGAAGCGUUCAUGUACGUCAUUGAGUGGGAGUGGAAGUGA